CGCGUUCACAGGCUUUUUCACUGCUGUUCGGGUGACGAGCGCGUUCGCAAUGGCUGCGCAAAACGAGUCCGAGGUGUCUUACCGUGCGCCCCAGUAAGGGCCCCGAGUGGAAGAGCGCAACCGGACCGGGCUCAACAUGACCACCGGGUUCAGCUCCAACUCCUGCCGAUUUGCAGAUUACUUCGUCAUCUGCGGACUUGACACCGACAGCGGGCUGGAACCAGACGAGCUGUCCGCAUUAUGCCAGUAUAUACAGGCUACUAAGUUCAGAGAUGGUGCCCAAGGAAAGUUGGCGAUUUCACACGAAGGUGAGAAUUUUGAGCAGAGUCCACUGCGGAGAACUUUCAAAUCCAAAGUUCUGGCACAUUACCCAGAGAAUGUGGAGUGGAGUCCAUUUGACCAGGAUGCGGUGGGCAUGCUCUGCAUGCCGAAGGGCCUGUCCUUCCGGACGCAGGCGGACAUGCGCAAUCCCGACUUCCACUCCUUCAUCAUCACGCGCGAGGACGGCUCGCGUACCUACGGAUUUGCCCUCACCUUCUUCGAGGAGGUGACCAGCAAGCAGAUCUGCAGUGCCAUGCAGACGCUCUACCACAUGCACAACGCUGAGCAGUAUGACAUCCUGCACACGUCGGGCACACCCACCGCUGCCAGGACUCCGCCCCUCCCUGCACCCGUCGCCGCCGCCGCCGCCUGCUCCUCCUCCUCCUCCUCCUCGUGCGGGGGGGUUCUGCGCGCCGCGCCGACGCUCUCGCGUCUGCAGCGCUUCAACUCCUACGACAUCAGCCGCGACACGCUCUAUGUGUCCAAGUGUAUCUGCCUGAUGGCACCCAUGGCGUUUGCCCAGGCCUGCCGCAAGGUGCUGGAGCAGCUGCACCGCGCCGUCACCUCGCUGCAGCCCCCGCCCCUGCCGCUGGAGAGCUACGUCUACAACGUGCUGUACGAGGUGCCGCUGCCACCCGUCGGCCGCUCCCUCAAGUUCUCCGGCGUGUACGGGCCCGUGGUGUGCCAGCGGCCCAGCACGGCCGAGCUGCCCCUCUUCGACUUCCCCAUGCGAGACAUGUUCGAGCUGCUUGGCGUGGAGAACGUGCUGCAGCUGUUCACCUGCGCCCUGCUGGAGAUCCAGAUCCUGCUCUACUCCCAACAUUACCAGCGGCUGAUGACGGUGGCCGAGAGCAUCACGGCCUUGAUGUUCCCUUUUCGCUGGCAGCACGUCUACGUGCCGAUCCUGCCCGCCUCGCUGCUGCACUUCCUGGACGCGCCCGUGCCCUACCUCAUGGGCCUGCACUCCAACGGGCAGGGCGACCGCACCAAGCUGGAGCUGCCCCAGGAGGCCAAUCUGUGCUUCGUUGAUAUUGACAACCAUUUCAUUGAGCUGCCCGAGGACUUGCCCCAGUUCCCCAACAAGCUGGAAUUCAUCCAGGAGAUAUCGGAAGUGUUGAUUGCAUUCGGGGUAUCACCGGAGGGGAAUGUGCCCUGCAGCGAUGGUCCCACCAAACUGAAGGGCUUCCGUGCGUCUGAUGUGGUGUCCGAUAAGCGCAACGGCAACCUGGCUGGCUCCCCCCUGAACUCCUACCUUCUACGGGAGAACCAGACCAUUGCCCGCCUGCAGGCCCUGGUGAAGAGGACCGGAGUGAGCCUGGAGAAGCUGGAUGUCAAAGAGGACGCGAGCACCAACAAAGACGCGAAGGUGCAGUGUGAUGAGGAGGAGCUGAAGAUGCACCAGCUCAAUAUUCAAGUACGGGAGGUCUUCGCCAACCGCUUCACGCAGAUGUUCGCCGACUACGAGGUCUUCGUCAUCCAGCCUAGUCAGGACAAAGAGUCCUGGUUCAGCAACCGUGACCAGAUGCAAAACUUUGACAAGGCUUCCUUCCUGUCAGACCAGCCGGAACCAUACCUGCCCUUUCUCUCUCGCUUCCUGGAGACGCAAAUGUUCGCCUCCUUCAUCGACAGCAAGAUCCUGUACCACGAUGAUGAAGACAAAGAGCAUGCGCUGCGGGUGUUUGACGCCCGCGUGGACAAGAUUCGCCUGCUGAACGUUCGCACGCCCACACUUCGCACCUCCAUGUACCAGAAGUGCACCAACAUGGAUGACGCAGAGAAGGCCAUCGAGAUGCGGCUGUCCAAGAUGGACCACACGGCUGUGCACCCCCAUCUCCUGGAUAUGAAGAUAGGCCAGGGCCGCUACGAGCAGGGCUUCUUCCCUCGCCUGCAGUCUGACGUGCUCUCUACCGGACCAACCAGCAACAAGUGGACCAAGCGGAGUGCCCCAGCGCAGUGGAGGAGGAAGGACCGACAGAAGCAGCAUGCUGAACACCUCUACCUGGACAACGACCAGCGAGAGAAGUACAUCCAGGAGGCCAGGAACCUGGGCACCACCAUCCGACAGCCUAAGCUCUCCAACCUGUCCCCCUCUGUCAUCGCCCAGACCAACUGGAAGUUCGUAGAGGGCCUGCUGAAGGAGUGCAGGAAUAAGACCAAGCGCAUGCUGGUGGAGAAGAUGGGUAGGGAGGCAGUGGAGCUGGGCCAUGGUGAGGGAAGCAUCACUGGCGUGGAGGAGAACACGCUCAUCGCCAGCCUCUGUGACCUGCUGGAGAGGAUCUGGAGUCACGGCCUGCAAGUCAAACAGGGAAAAUCGGCAUUAUGGUCACACCUGUUACAUUACCAGGAGAGCAAGGAGAAGAGGGAUGCCACACCGGCUGGCUUGGGCCCUCCUGGACUCAUUCAUGACACGGAGAGGCGGAAGUCGGAUGCUGGCUGUGCGAUGCCCCCUCUCAAAGUCUCCCUCAUACAAGACAUGAGGCACAUUCAGAACAUCGGUGAGAUUAAGACGGAUGUGGGGAAGGCCAGAGCCUGGGUGCGGCUCUCCAUGGAGAAGAAACUGCUGUCUCGACACCUCAAGCAGGUGCUGUCCGACCAGGAGCUCACCAAGAAACUAUAUAAGCGUUAUGCUUUCCUACGCUGCGAUGACGAGAAGGAGCAGUUCCUCUAUCACCUCCUGUCCUUCAAUGCUGUUGACUACUUCUGCUUCACAAACGUCUUCACCACGAUCAUGAUCCCAUACCAUGUGGUGGUCAUUCCCAGUAAGAAACUGGGGGGAUCCAUGUUCACCGCCAACCCCUGGGUAUGCGUCUCUGGAGAGCUGGCUGAGACCGGGGUACUCCAAGUGCCUAAGAACACUUUGGAAAUUACUUUUGAAUGCCAGAACCUGGGCAAACUGACCACAGUGCAGAUGGGUCAUGAUAACUCAGGACUGUAUGCCAAGUGGCUGGUUGAGUGUGUUAUGGUCCGAAAUGGAAUCACAGGACACACUUAUAAGUUCCCGUGCGGACGCUGGUUGGGGAAGGGCGUGGAUGAUGGCAGUCUAGAGAGGAUUUUGGUGGGAGAGCUUGUGACUGCUGGAUCGGAGAGUGAUGAGAGAAUGUGCCGCACCCCUCCCAUGCAGCAGUCACCUGGAAUGAUGCGGAGGCUCGUCGCCAUCUCGCCCAACAGCAAACCAAAGUUGAACACAGGCCAGAUCCAAGAAGGAGUGGGAGAGGCAAUCAAUGGCAUUGUGAAGCACUUUCAUAAGCCAGAGAAAGAGAGAGGCAGCCUGACUCUGCUUCUCUGUGGAGAAUACGGUCUUGUUUGGGCUCUGGAGCAGGUGUUUCAGCAUGGAUUCAAGUCACCUCGUCUCUUCAAGAAUGUCUUCAUUUGGGAUUUUCUGGAAAAGGCACAAGUUUACUUUGAGAGUGCCGAGCAGAGUCAAGUGACUCAGGACGAGAACUAUCAGACGAGGGUGCGGCAUUUCUGUCGCUUCAUGCGUGCCAUCAGCAGCACACCCAGGAACAUUGGCAAAGAUGGAAAGUUCCAGAUGCUUGUGUGCCUCGGAGCCAGAGAUCACCUGUUACAUCACUGGGUAGCAUUACUGGCAGACUGUCCAAUCACAGCACAGAUGUAUGAGGAUACAGCAUUACUAAAGGACCAUUCUUUGGUGAACUCUUUGAUCAGAGUGUUACAGACUUUGCAAGAAUUCAACAUUACUCUGGAGGCCUCUCUAGUGAAAGGGAUUGGAAUUUGAAACCUCCCCCUCCUUAUCUGGUGAAAAGGACCUCACCACGGCAGUUCACCGGGGACCAUGGACUAUUUGCUUUUUUACAUGGAGAGACUUGAACAAGUGGAUUAAACCUGGCUUACAUUAAAGCUACUGUCACGUUUGCCAUAUAUUAAGUGCAAUGAGCCUUUUCAAAAUGUGUCAUUAUUUUUAUCCUUGAUGAUGUUGCUGUUAGACAUUUAAAAUGUUUUGUAUUAUGAUCCAUACUUUUCACAAAAGGUGAAAACAACCCACCCGUGCUAUACUGUUUUAUUGAAAGCUCAAUAUUUUCAUUGUUAUUGUGAACUGCUGACAAUGGCUAUAUUUAAAAGGAGAACAAGGAUGAAAAAGUGGUAAUAUAUUUUCAAAGAACAGUAUUAUUUUGAUAUGUCUGUCAAGUUGCUUGCUCUGUGGUCUAUCUAAUCCAUACUGUCACAAUGCAGAGUUUAAAGCAAAUGAUGCAGAAGUAUGCUUUAUAAGUAUAACUCAUGGGAAAGUCAUGUUUUAAUUAAAAAACAAAAACAAACAAACAAACAAAAACAAACAAACAAGAAAUAAGCUCUUGUUUUUAAAACAUUGGCAGGGGACCUUGUCAUUCUCCAAAAGUAGUAUGCAAAUAUCCAUUAGCACAUGCUGACAGUAGAAUAUGGUCCAUUAUAUUGAAUGAUAGGAUGCAUAAAAUAAUGCACAAAUGUAUUUUAUGAAGUAAAAAAAAACAACACACAUUUCUCUCUAUAACCACUUUAGAGAACUUUCUAUUAUUACCCAAGCAUUUUUCUAGCCAGACUUUUCUUGGAUCCCCAUGAAUACCUCUGAUUAAUGUAUUCCACAAUGCUACAUUCCUCAUCUGUCUACCCCUCAGGUUUGCACGCUAGCCAGUGGAAAUAGCCCAGGGACAUUUAGAAGCAGCACACUGAGUGUUUGUUUGCCUCCACGAAAACCCCAGCUCAGCCCAUUUGUUUCUGCUAUGCAAUAUUUACAUCUCAAACAAACAAAACCACCACUGAUUUAGAAUAUAUUGUCAAAACGGACUUUCUCCAACUGUUUUAAAUUGUAGCAUAUAAUGUAGUCAGGAUGACAAGCUCAUUACAGAUUCUCAUUCAUGUGCCAAUAUCAGUACUUCUGGUAACCUGUCACCAAUCUAGACACAGUUGGCAUGAACAUUGUUUCUUGAUACGUUUAUAGCAAACUGUAAUGUGCUAAAUAAGUGAGCAACAGUGUACAGUGUAUAAAAUGUAUUAAAAGUGAUAGUUGCA
Electrophorus electricus (electric eel) is the source of this 5325-nucleotide messenger RNA. It is a transcript of the gene dennd5a, whose product is annotated as DENN/MADD domain containing 5A. NCBI's taxonomy places the organism in Eukaryota, Metazoa, Chordata, Actinopteri, Gymnotiformes, Gymnotidae. Gene Ontology annotation, molecular function: guanyl-nucleotide exchange factor activity; small GTPase binding. Gene Ontology annotation, cellular component: trans-Golgi network. Gene Ontology annotation, biological process: retrograde transport, endosome to Golgi. The record is from RefSeq and is a predicted model, not a curated record.